UGAUAUAACUUUGUUUUCUUUUCUUCUUGCUCAUCAUCUCGUUUCUUGCAGAUUUCUCUCCGUUGACUAUGGCUCUAGAUACUUCACAGCAUCCAGACAAACGCGACUUCAAAGAACGCUUCCUGACAAAAUAUAACGAAUGGCAUCAACAAGCCCCCCAAGAAAAGAAGCAGGAAGUGAAGGAGGAGGAAGAUCGUCUUGAAACCAAACCUGCACCUCCAAAACACGAAAUCUACGGGUUCGAUAACGAGAUCAAGUCACUGGAGAACUUCUUGCUGGACCAAAAGGUUUACAAGGAGUUCAAGAGUCUUGUCAUUGUCGGAGAAUACGGUGUCGGGAAGACAGCCUUGUGCCAGAAGAUUUUCAACAAAGAACAAGUCAAGAGUGUCUACGCUCCAAGGAUUUGGGUUUCUAUGCAUAGCAAAGACGCAAGAGAAGGAGAGGACAAGAAGAUAUCUGUGUUGAAGAGGCUCUUGAAGGAUCUUGGAGUUGGAGAUGAAAUGUUUGAAUCCAUCCACGAGGAGGCUAAGCAAGAAUUAUCAACGGAGAUGGAGCGUGGGGGAGCUGGUGGAGAGACGGUGGAAGAGAAGGAGCGCUCUGCUCUUCUCUACGCGCUUCACUUGAAUCUGAGGUGGAAGAAGUAUCUGAUUGUGUUUGACGAUGUUAGAGAAGAGGACAAGUGGGACGAGAAGCUGGAUGAGAAACUCAAGGAGGAUGUGAAAUGGGGAAAGCAUCUUUCAGAUGGGUUCCCUAAAGGGUCUGGUGGGAGAGUCAUAUACACGACCAGGGAUAAGACAGUGGCGGAGAAGCUGGUUGCGGAGAGACAUGAGAUCCAUCGUCUUUGGUCUUUGUCUGAUCAUAAGAAUGUCUGGGAUAUAUAUCAAGCAGUGGUCGAUGAGAAAGGGAAAGAGCCUCCGAGGAACGACAAGAAAUGCAUAGAUGAGCUGAUGAACAAGUCUCGCGGUCUUCCUCUGGCUGUAAGACUGAUUGCUGAGCUUGAUCCUGUGUUUCUUGAUGAUGAAAAUGUCGCGGCUCAGGACGGUUCUAAUAAUGGAACAACCGAGGAGUCGCACAACCCGGCCGACCAGUCCAACCAAUCCAACCCCUGAGAAGUGGAUUAGCCUCAUCCGGACUCUCUUGGCUCAUGUUUCCAGAGCUGUUUCAAUGCUAUUAUCAUCAUCAUCAAAUGUUGCUUAUUUUUUCUUGAUUUCUUGUAUGUGUUUCUUGUUUCAUGUUGUUUGUUUGUCACUUUGUUGUAUCAAUAAACAAGAAUCUCUGAGAUGUGUUUCUUUAAUGGAAUGGAACCAUCUUUCUUAA
Messenger RNA from Raphanus sativus (radish), 1317 nucleotides. Its product is annotated as probable disease resistance protein At5g45440. Bases 69 to 1109 code for a protein of 346 amino acids. The record is from RefSeq and is a predicted model, not a curated record. The transcript has a single exon. Gene Ontology annotation, molecular function: ADP binding. Gene Ontology annotation, biological process: defense response to other organism. Lineage: Eukaryota; Viridiplantae; Streptophyta; Magnoliopsida; Brassicales; Brassicaceae.